UGAAAAUUCAUUGCACCCAAAUUUUUGUGAAAUGACUUUUUUUAAUGCUUUUUCUGUGAGCAAGUGAAUGUAAAUUUUGUACAUAUUUUUCUGCCUUUUUAUUUUUUUUUCAUUUAAUGAAAUAGUUUUCAUCGUAAUUUGUUUCAAUACAAAUAUAUUUGUGAUAAUAAGUAAAUCCUAUUCCUCUUAGGUUUAGUACUCUUUGAUCAAAGUUCCUCUCUUUGUAGACUUUCCUCCAUUUUCUCUGGACAGCAGUCCUACCAUGUCUCUAAAUAAGAACACUUUUAAAACUAAACCAGUGUCAUCAUCUACUUUUCGUGUGCAGAAGGAAAAUGCUGUCCCUAUUAAAAAUGAAGGAUUGUCAAUUAAGAAAACUUCUGCAUUUGAGAAAAUUGAACCUCGUUCAAAAUCGCAAAAUACUUUAGAACUAUUGAAACAGAGCAAAGUGCCUGACAAAUCUCAAGUUAAUAAGCAGACUGUUCUUAAAGAAAUACAGCAAGGUCAAAAACCAGCCUUACAGUCAUCUAAUGCUGAUAACAAAAAUAAAUUAAAAGAACAAAAAAUUGCUAGUGCUGUUGCAACAUCAAAGUCUGCUACUACUGUUGCAGCAUCAAAGUCUGCUGCUCAUGUUGCAACAUCAAAAUCUGCUUCUACUGUUGCAACAAAAUCUGCUACUACUGUCGACACAUCAAAAUCUACUACUACUAGUGUGACUACAAAAUCUACUUCGGAUGAACGUGCUUACAAGAAAUCUGCAGCUCCUUCAUCUGCACAAUCUUCGAAUGAUCAGGCAGGGAGGAAAAAGUGGACACUUGAUGACUUUGAUAUUGGUAAACCAUUAGGAAAAGGCAAAUUUGGUAAUGUCUAUUUAGCUAGAGAAAAAACAAGCAAAUUUGUGGUUGCUUUAAAAGUUUUGUUUAAGUGUCAACUGAAACAAAAUGGGGUAGAGCAUCAACUGAGGAGAGAAAUUGAGAUUCAAUCACACUUAAGACACCGUAAUAUCUUAAGACUUUAUGGAUAUUUCUAUGAUGAUAGCAGGGUUUAUCUAGUCCUUGAAUAUGCUCCUGGUGGAGAAUUGUACAAAGUAUUGCAACAAGUGAAACGAUUUGAUGAAAAGACUGCAGCUGGUUAUGUGGCUAAAGUUGGAAGUGCUCUGAAAUAUUGUCAUUCCAAGAAAGUAAUCCAUCGAGAUAUCAAACCUGAAAAUCUGCUUUUAGGACAAAAUGGUGAAUUGAAAAUUGCUGAUUUUGGCUGGUCAGUUCAUGCUCCUUCCUCCAGACGUACCACUCUUUGUGGUACUUUAGAUUAUUUAGCACCUGAAAUGAUUGAGAACAAAACAUAUGAUGAAAAAGUGGACUUGUGGUGUCUAGGAAUACUUUGUUAUGAGUUUCUUGUAGGAAAACCUCCAUUUGAAGCUUCCAACAUGCAUACCACUUAUUCUUUAAUAAGAUCUGUUGCUCUCAGGUUUCCUUCUUUUGUCUCUGCUGAAGCUCAAGAUUUUAUUUCUAGGUUGCUGAAGAAAGAGCCAUCAGAAAGGAUGAGUGUAGAUAAUGUAUUAAAGCAUCCUUGGGUUUUAAAACACACUGCUGAAGAACAACUUCCAACAUCUGCCCAGUAGAAAAUAAUUGCUGGGUGUAAUUAAAUGUCUUACUCUGCAUUGUUCUGAGUUUUUCAGAAUACGUAGAUUUUUAUAUGUACUAGUUUGUGUAUGCAAUAUAUCAAGCAGCAUUUAAUAUAUAAAAUAGCUUAUACAAAAUAUAACACAACUUAAAAUUUUUAUUUAUACUGUGUCUUCUGUUUAUGAUGGACAUAUAUAUAUAUAUAAUCUUUUUAUGGGUCCUUUUUAUUUUAUGUGGGUCCGUGCCAUCUAGUGAACAAGAUUUUGGAUGCGUUAGUUGCAUUCUGAAUCUAUUGUGAUUUUUUUUAAUUUUAAAAUGUUUCAAUUUUUUUAAUGUUAAUAAUUUGUCUUGGUAUGUAUAUUCUAGCAUUUUGUUUUGUGAAUCAUUAUACUGUAAACUAGUGCUUGUGGCUACUGUAAAAAUUGCCUUCAAUCAAUGUAUAUUUUUGUCAUGGGUCUACAGAAUAAAAUCAAUGAAAUUUGAUAAUAAAUA
Molecule: messenger RNA, 2111 nt
Organism: Argiope bruennichi
Lineage: Eukaryota; Metazoa; Arthropoda; Arachnida; Araneae; Araneidae
Product: aurora kinase C-like
Exons: 10
Coding region: 263-1618 (451 amino acids)
Biological process (GO): regulation of cytokinesis; protein phosphorylation; mitotic spindle organization
Cellular component (GO): spindle midzone; spindle microtubule; chromosome passenger complex
Molecular function (GO): ATP binding; protein kinase activity
Source: RefSeq, a predicted model, not a curated record